CGCCCCCAACUCAGCGUUCGGGGGACUUGUUCCCUAGGUCCAGGAUCUUCCUAAUGCAUCGCCCCAGCCAUGAACAACGCGGAGUUCUGUAAUACCCCUGAGCAGCAGCCCAGGACCCUUGAAGAGUGCAAACUCCCACCUGGCCUGGGCGUCUGGCUCCGCAGCAGAACACGAAGUUUUCAUUCCCCAAGGGGCGGCCAGGGGGCGAACUAGGGAAAGGUAGUCCUCUGCAUUCUGCCGUGUGCUGGAAUGGUGCAGAGUGACGAUGGCGUGGCGGUAAGGGGUUGAGGGCUCACGCGAACGCCUAAGUGACCAGAACGACUGGUGUGAAACCGUGAUCUGACUCUCUGGAGCCUGGGACUGGUUUCAGCGAGAGCCUCUGUACUGCUCUGUAGUCUCCGCUAGGACAUGGACGAAAAGGGACGCAGCCGGGAGAGCGACUGCCCCAGGUGGGGGCUGGGGGGACGUAAGGGAAGAAUAAUGAUUAUCUGGCUAUGUUUUUGUUUAAAAAAAAAAAAAACUGGUGUAAAUCUCCAUAGACUUCCUAUCCUCGCUCCCUUCACCCACCCACGCGCUCCCAAGAUGCAAUAAGCAAAUAAAAAGACUAAUAACGCUGUACCGCAGGUCGACUCAGGAGGUGGAGAUGCGUCUUGGUGGGAGGUGGUGGGUGGGAGUAGGGGGGUUUAGGGAAUGGAUCUGAACAUUGACCGGCCCAGAGACUCUAAGCAGCCUCAAAAGCAAAGGGAAAGUGGGGGAACAAGCACACAUUACCAACAGAGCUGCCAGAAAUGAGCAGUUAAGUCAUACCCCCUACCCCCUCCAAAAGAGCUUCAGCUCCUUAGUCCUGGAGGAAGAAGGUAUGUAUGCACACCGCCCAAACUCUCUCUCCCUUUCCCUCCAAGGCCCAGCUCCCCCUGAAUUACAGACCUGGGCCUCCCUCUUUACUGCUAGGUUGGCAGGUUCACCAUACCCUGGGAACUUUUCAGACCAUCGCAGUUCUGAACUCUGCACAAUUCUCUCUCACACACAAGUAUUUAUCUCUUCUAAAGAGGAGGAAACUGGGGCCAAGGAUUUGGGAGAAGACCCUGGCAACUUGCAGGGAGCUAAGAGGGGGAGACGACCUGCCUCUGGAGGCACCUGGGUUAUUAACUCCACUGAGAACCUGUUCACUUCCUCCCACAAUACAAUCACUAAGUGAGUCUUGGAGGGGGAGACUCCAGAGAGUUCUCUCUCCCUCCUUCCUUUCCUUAGUCCCACCCGCCUCGCCUGGUCUAGCCUCCGUGUUUCCAUGACAACUCCAAAGGAGCCCAAACUGGGGGCUUGAAUGCCGGGGUGAGAGGAGGAGAGAGGUGGUCCGAGAGCAGAGAGAGACCGAGUGGGAAACGUCUGAAGCGCUCCCCCUCCCUCGCCUCGGUCCCUUUAAGCUCCCCCCCUCCCCGCUCUCCCUCCGCCCGCCCCCCCCCCCGCCCCCCCGCCGCUGCCUUCAUCUCUCCAUCUCUGCGCUGCUGCCGGCUGCGCCAUCCAGCACCCAGACUCCAGCACCGGCCAAGGACCCCUACUCCGGCUGCAGAGACCCUGUCCCAGCGAGACCGCAGGCAUGUCAUCCGAAAAGUCAGGAGACUCGCUUCGAGGGCCCACUUCCCCCGCCUCCGCCCGCUGCCGCCGCCCCGCCCCCGCCAGCGCCAGCCCAGACUGCUCAGGCCCCCGGCUUCGUGGUGCCCACGCACGCGGGGACUGUGGGCACGCUGCCGCUGGGGGGCUACGUAGCGCCCGGAUACCCCCUGCAGCUGCAGCCCUGCACUGCUUACGUGCCGGUCUACCCGGUGGGCACGCCAUAUGCAGGCGGGACCCCGGGGGGGACAGGAGUGACCUCCACUCUCCCCCCGCCGCCCCAGGGCCCAGGGCUGGCCCUACUGGAGCCGAGGCGCCCGCCACACGACUACAUGCCCAUCGCGGUGCUGACCACCAUCUGUUGCUUCUGGCCUACUGGCAUCAUUGCUAUCUUCAAGGCCGUGCAGGUGCGCACGGCCUUGGCCCGCGGAGACAUGGUGUCGGCCGAGAUCGCUUCACGCGAGGCCCGGAACUUCUCCUUCAUCUCCCUGGCCGUGGGCAUCGCGGCCAUGGUGCUCUGUACCAUCCUCACUGUAGUCAUCAUCAUCGCCGCGCAGCACCACGAGAACUACUGGGAUCCCUAAAAACACCCCCGGUCCGGCCCCACUCUGCGCCCCUCGAUCUCCCAGGCUCUUUCUGCAGUCAUACCGCGGACCCAAUGGGCGCCCUGCACACCCGUUUCUGGGGCCGUCAGACUUGGCUACAUCGUAAACUCCGCCUCCACGGAACGUCUCGCCUUGCGAGCAAGCUCCGAAUCCAGUUCCUCAGGAACCCCUCCAAAACCCACACCCCCAGGGACGCCGCUUUCCGGGAUCCCAGCCAAACGCGGGACCCUCAGUCGCUCCAGGCCCCCUCACCCUCAAAGUGUAGCGCCCCCAACCGAGCAACCUCGGUUUGGUCCCUAAAACCCCGCCUCCUCUAUAAGCUCCGCCCCAGCUCUGACAAAACCCCGCCUCCAGGUCGGCAGGCUCCGCCUUCUUUUCUUCUCCGCGGGGUGAUUCAGUCCAGUGAUUGGGUUUGUGGCUCCAGGCUUCACCCACAGACGGACAGACCCCUCCCUUUCUUCCGGCAAAAGGACAGAGCCCUAGGGUAGUAAGGCCCCCACACUCCUGUUUUUUGCAAGUACAUUUUUGUCCCUCCUCCACCCAGGUCUCUGCCUAUUUUCUUGCUAAUCCCAGAACCUUUCCUUUUGUUUUUUUAAGGACAUUUGGGAAGUUCCUGGUGUAGGACCCUUCUCCCUGGGAUAAGAAACCUGCCUGUAAACGCUCUGUAAAUACUCCCUUCCACCCACCCCAGCCCCUGGGCAGCCGGGCAGAAGGGAAUCCAGGCUAUGGACCUCCCAAGUCCCCGCUCCCCGCUCCCCUCGGCGGCCCCGCCUUGUUCUGAUCUGUGUGUGAGUGUGUGUGAACUUCUGAAAGACAAUAUUAAAGAGACUUAGUUGA
This is a messenger RNA of Pongo pygmaeus (Bornean orangutan), 3053 nucleotides long. RefSeq names its product proline rich transmembrane protein 1 (gene PRRT1). NCBI's taxonomy places the organism in Eukaryota, Metazoa, Chordata, Mammalia, Primates, Hominidae. The record is from RefSeq and is a predicted model, not a curated record. Bases 1598 to 2704 code for a protein of 368 amino acids. The transcript is spliced from 6 exons. Gene Ontology annotation, cellular component: membrane.